UCACUUCCCCUCCAUCAUCCUUAACUAAACCUCAACCAAUCAAAAUAUCCUCUGAGGGAUCAACAACAAGUCACAACAGUGUUUUCAUUCAAUUCUUGAAACCCUUUUGAUUUUGCACCGAGUAAUGGCCCUCUGUAGUCCACAGCUGCAGAAGUUUUUGUUGAACAAUAUUUGCUGCAAUUAUGUUUGUAAUAAGGCUUCUUCGAAGAACGUCGUAGUAAAGGGUGGAGAGGGAAGAGUAUUUUGCUCUGCUAUUGCGAUAGAUGCACCGGCUUCGUUGGCGGGUGUUUCCGGGAUCAGAUGGGGGUCGGUUAAGCUGAAAGGAGCCCGCGAAGAGAUGGAGGAUGAUGUUGUGAUUGUUCAAUCUGAUGCGCUUGAUGGAUUUUCCUUUGCUGCAGUUUUCGAUGGCCAUGCUGGAUUUUCAUCUGUUGAGUUCCUCAGGGAAGAACUAUACAGAGAAUGUGUUGCAGCGUUACAAGAUGGGCGGCUCUUGAAGGGGAAGGAUGUCAAAGCAAUAAAGCAAGCGCUGCAAGAGGCUUUUGAAAAUGCUGAUGCAAAACUCUUGAAACGGCUUGAGACGAACGGUGAAGGGGACGAGUCUGGUUCAACAGCUACUGCUAUUUUCAUCCGGAAUGACAUGCUGUUUAUUUCUCAUGUUGGCGACUCUUGCCUGGUGCUCUCACGGUCUGGAAAAGCUGAAAUCUUGACUGAUUCUCACCGGCCCUAUGGGAACAACAAAGUUUCUCUACAAGAAAUCAGACGAAUCAGAGAGGCGGGAGGAUGGAUUGUCAAUGGAAGGAUUUGCGGAGAUAUCUCUGUGUCCCGUUCUUUUGGCGACAUGCGGUUUAAGACCAAGAAGAACGAGAUGCUGAGAAAAGGAGUUGAGGAAGGGCGGUGGUCGGAAAAAUUCGCUUCUCGCAUACAACUGAAAGGAGAUUUUGUAACUGCGUUGCCUGAUGUUUUUCAAGUAGAGCUUGGAUCGGAUGCUGAGUUUAUAGUAUUAGCUUCUGAUGGAUUGUGGGAUUACGUGAACAGCUCGGAUGCAAUUAAUUUCAUUAGAAAUCAACUUCGACAACAUGGAGAUGUUCAGAUGGCUUCAGAAGCUCUUGCCCAGAUGGCUCUGAAUCGACGUUCACAAGACAACAUUAGCAUUGUCAUUGCUGACCUCGGACAAACGGACUGGCGAAAUUUACCCGUGGAGAAACAAAAUGUUGUGUAUGAAUUGGGACAAGCCAUGGCUACAAUCAGUUUAGUCUCGCUUGCAAUAUGGAUGUCGACUUUGCUCUCAUUAUGAACAUGAGACCAGACUAUUUGUACAUACUAUCACGAGCGAACAGAACAAUCACUUGUUUUUCUUGUGUUCUGUAAAUUCAAGCUUCACUUAUCUGAGUAGUUAUUACAUCUAAGAACAAUCAAGAAACUGACAGAUUAAUACCAUGUUUUUCCUAUUCAUCGACCA
Messenger RNA from Sesamum indicum (sesame), 1459 nucleotides. RefSeq names its product thylakoid-associated phosphatase 38 (gene TAP38). Gene Ontology annotation, biological process: protein dephosphorylation. The record is from RefSeq and is a predicted model, not a curated record. Lineage: Eukaryota; Viridiplantae; Streptophyta; Magnoliopsida; Lamiales; Pedaliaceae. Gene Ontology annotation, molecular function: protein serine/threonine phosphatase activity; cation binding.